Molecule: messenger RNA, 1440 nt
Organism: Symbiodinium necroappetens
Lineage: Eukaryota; Dinophyceae; Suessiales; Symbiodiniaceae
Source: the annotation of a GenBank genome assembly
AUGGCUUGUCUUGGCAGUGCAGUGUCAAACACUUUGGCCAACUCAUUGCACAAAAGUCCUGCUGGGCUGGUGUGGCAUCCAGCUCGAUCGUCCAGAAGCCCGGCAAACCACCAAGAACCUCAGGCAGCACGACUCAGUGCAGUGCUGUGCUCGGCAGUGGCAUCCUGUUGGACAGGUCGGAAAGGCAGACAGUCUGUGAACUUUCGAGUGAGGCGAACUGUCACUGCUGAGCGGACCGCACGAAGGGAAGAGCUCAUGCAGCCCAAAACAGCCACCAGCAAGAAGUGGCACUGGAAGGAGAGCAUUACAGUCCACUAUGCGAAGGCUGCUUCCAAGAUACCUGGAACUGACACUGCUGUCGUCUUGUUGCAUGGCUUUGGUGUUGCCUCCUUCCACUACGAGGCACAGUUUGGUCCUCUAAGUGAGGCAGGCUAUACUGUGUAUGCGGCCGACAACGUCGGUGCCGGCUUAUCCUGGCCAGACUUUGAUCCGGCUCCGGGCACCCCCGAGGAGAUUCGCAGCCCAGGGACGGAGUGGGGUUUCGGAAAGCCUAGGCCUCCUUUUGAGGAGAUGGUCAUUGGGGAGCAGUUGUGGGUGGAGCAGGUGAAGGAUUUCAUCGCCGAGUGCGUGGAGGAAAGUAACGUCAUCAUUGGGGGAAACUCGCUGGGAGGAUAUUUGACGGUUCUGGCCACAGCAACUAUGAACACCAGACUCCUCGGCCGGAUCAAGGGUGUCUUCCUGCUGAAUGCCACGCCCUUCUGGGGUUGGAUCCCCAACCGCUCCAAGAAUCCGGACCUGCACGAUGCUUUUCCAUGGAAGGGCCAGUUCCCCGUGCCCGAGUCUGUGCGACCCCUUACCCUUGCAUGGUACAACACCCUCAGAAACCCUGAUUCCAUUGAAUGGCUUCUGAAUUUCGUCACUUCGAACCCUGCCGGAGUCGGCCACGAGCUGGCCGAGCGUAUCGCCACCAUGGCCGACCACCCAGCAGGUGCUGCGGCCUUUGCUCAGAUCUUGUUUACGCCACAAGCUGACUUGACCUUUGAGGAAGCACUGGACGAGGUGGUUAAGUGCAACAUCCCUGUGUUCCUCCUAUAUGGUCGGGAGGACCCGUGGAUAAUCCCGUAUUGGGCAGCACGUGCCUACACGACGGCGCCGGAUGCAGACUAUGUGCAACUGUCCCCCAGCGGGCAUUGCCCCCACUACGAGACGCCCGCCGCCGUCAAUGAAUCGUUGCUCCGCUGGCUCCAGGACAAGGUUCCUGUGGAUGGCCAGGGACCACGGCAGGAUCUGCCAGGGUCGAUCGGAGCUUCGUUCACCGUGAAGGAGAGCGAUGGCAGAGAAGUGGUUGUCACUCGUAGAGGCUUCGCAGAGCCUUUCCGCGAGAAUGAGUUGGCUUGGGAUGAAUUUCCGGCAUGGCUCCAACAGAUGGCGCGGGGAUAG